Mauremys reevesii (Reeves's turtle) is the source of this 1141-nucleotide messenger RNA. It is a transcript of the gene RABL3, whose product is annotated as RAB, member of RAS oncogene family like 3. The record is from RefSeq and is a predicted model, not a curated record. Gene Ontology annotation, cellular component: endomembrane system. The transcript has 8 exons. Gene Ontology annotation, biological process: intracellular protein transport. Gene Ontology annotation, molecular function: GTPase activity. NCBI's taxonomy places the organism in Eukaryota, Metazoa, Chordata, Testudines, Geoemydidae. Bases 117 to 827 code for a protein of 236 amino acids.
GGCGCGGAAGGGAGAGGCCACCCAAUUGGUUGAGUGAAUGGCCCGAGGGGGGGUUAUGAUUGGCUGCGCCGGGAAGGGGCGGUGCCGUGUGAGGCUCUGUUGCUGGGCAGGGUAAAAUGGCUGCGUUAGACAGGGUGAAGGUGCUGGUGCUGGGGGACUCAGGUGUUGGGAAGUCUUCCCUUGUUCAUCUGUUGUGCCAAAACCAGGUGUUGGGAAACCCAUCUUGGACAGUGGGCUGCUCAGUGGAUGUCCGAAUUCAUGACUACAAAGAGGGGACCCCAGAAGAGAAGACCUACUACAUCGAGUUGUGGGAUGUUGGCGGUUCAGUGGGCAGUGCUAGUAGCGUGAAAAGCACACGGGCAGUUUUUUACAACUCUGUGAAUGGCAUAAUAUUAGUGCAUGAUUUAACCAACAAGAAGUCCUCCCAGAACUUGUAUCGAUGGUCAUUGGAAGCACUUAACCGAGAUGUGGCUCCAAGUGGAGUGCUGGUGACGAAUGGGGACUAUGACCGUGAACAGUUUGCUGAUAACCAGAUUCCACUGCUGGUGAUAGGAACCAAAUUGGACCAGAUCCCAGAGACUAAGCGCAAUGAAGUUUUGACCAGAACAGCUUUCCUGGCUGAGGAUUUCAAUGCAGAAGAGAUUAAUCUGGACUGCACCAAUCCCCGCUAUCUGGCUGCAGGCUCAUCCAAUGCUGUCAAGCUCAGCAGGUUUUUUGAUAAGGUCAUAGAGAAGAGAUACUUGUCACGAGAUGGUAAUCAGAUUCCUGGCUUUCCUGAUAGAAAAAGAUUUGGAGGUGGUACACUGAAGAGCCUUCAUUAUGACUGAACACUGCUCACUGUCCAGAGACUGAAUGGAAGAUGAAUUCUCUCCAUUUGCAGCAACAUUCCUAUCCCUGUUGGACUCUUAAAGGCAACGAUCCUCAUGCCAGGCAAAAUACAUUUUAUUAAUUGCUUUGGCCAACAGGACUAUGGAAGCUACCAGUGCUCAUGAAGGCACAAGGAAGAAUCCCCCAAAUCUGUUUUGGGGUCCAAACUCUCUCCUAGGCUUAGGAACCUUGUGGAAAUACUGGAUCUUUUUCAAUUGGUGCAGUAAAUUUAGUGUUUCCCACGCUGCUGUGGGAAACAUUCUCAUUCACAGCA